This is a messenger RNA of Owenia fusiformis, 1856 nucleotides long. NCBI's taxonomy places the organism in Eukaryota, Metazoa, Annelida, Polychaeta, Sabellida, Oweniidae. The record is from the annotation of a GenBank genome assembly.
AAUUUGUUCCCAUUAGCAGCACAGGAAUGUUUCAAUCAAAUUAAAGGCAACUUAACAUAUAAACAUCUAUCAAAUAGUGGGAAUCAAUAUGACUGGACAAAGGAUAAAUUAUAGGAUGUACUACGAGAAAUAUGGAAUAAAUAAUUUCGUUACUCAUUUUCCGAAAGACAAUUUCAUAUGUUAACAUUGACUGUUACAUAACAACAUGUAACAAUCAUAUUCAUGACAUAACAUUUGUGUGCUGUAUGCUGUAGCAAGUCAGUGACCAUGAUUCUGUUCAAGAUGAGAAAAAUGAGAAAGCUCAUUUUAAUUUCAACUUUUGUAUUUCUUACUACAGGAGCCUUAUGGUUCAAAGCUUCUCCCACAUCAACAUUUUGUACACAACAUAACAACAAUUGGAAAGUAUUACUUUCUGAAGCAUUGCCAGAUGGGACACAUGAACUGGUAGCUUAUUCAGCUUACUAUGACAACAGGACAGCAGGAAAGCAACACAUCAGAAUCAUAAGUGCUACAAACUUUACUGACGAUGAUAGACUGUAUUGUGAAUUGUUAUAUGAAGAUGGGCAAACUAUUGCAUCUACAGUAGAAAUUGUGACUCUGAAUCAGCAAUCAAAUGUGAAGUAUCCAGCCGUGUUUGUACUUUGUGAAAUUCCAAUGAAAAUUAAGGAAGAACAAAAUAAGGCUUCAUUGCCCAUUUAUGAACAACAGAGAGCGUUAGGUAAGCCCUGCGCUGUGUCAUUUUCUAUUCAUCAUUCAAAGGAGAAUGAAGAAGGUAAGCUAAAGGAUUAUAUACCAGUACAAUACCAAUCUAACGGUCAUGGUGCUAAAAUUAAAAUGAGGAACUUUGCAGUAUGUUUACCACCAUAUUCCAUCGAUAACAUAUCCCCAGAGCACUUAGUAGAAUAUCUGGAACUGUAUCAACUUUUAGGGGUACAGGAUUUUUAUGCUUACUCAAAUUCAGAGACGAUACCCAAGGAGACAAAACAAGUGGUCGAUUUUUAUAUAAAUAAAGGCCGAUUAACAGUAUUACCAUGGAAACCAUUUAGUGAUACACAAGACACAAAUUAUGAAAUGGCUGCAAUCAAUGACUGUCUGUAUAGAACAAUGUUCAGGUAUCACUAUGUCAUAUUCACAGGCCCUAUGGACUUUAUCAUCCCCCAUGUUAAGGAUAACAAAAACCUUGGAGCUCUUAUGGAGCACCUUGAUCGAACCACAGUUAGACCGGGAAGCUUUGCAAUACGUCGGGCAGUUUUCCAUACCAAACCAGAAAACCAUAUCAACUUAGACACUAUAGAACAAUACACAGAAAAGAUCAACAUAUCAGAAAAGCAAACAUUUCUAGAUCAAACCAGGAAAUGUAUCACUAUGAUGAAUGUGAGGAGGUUACAGUUUCAGGCACGACGUAAGGGAACAAGCGUUAUUUCUAUACCAGAAAGGGUAAUUGAAAUGGGGAGUGUGUUCGCUUGGAAGCAUGUCACAGGUUAUUGGGGGGUAGAUGUCCCUGGGGAGGAGGCAAUAGUUCAUAGUUACAUCCCUUGUCAAGGAAUAUGUGAGGAUAAUCAAAAGCUUGUGUAUAAUGAUGUAACAAUCCAUAAAUGGAUUUAUAAACUUUGGAGAAAUGUAAAUACAGUAUUAAAACAAAUGUCAACUAUUUCUUAAGAUAAUAGAGUAGGAGAAUUUUAGAACCUGACAUAUAUACAGGUUAUUCUACUUCAGUUCACCUUAAAACAAUUUAUUGUAUAAACAUCAAAUGAAUGGCUUAUUUCACAUAACUUAAAAUAAAUUAAUCCAAAUGUCAUUUCACAGCAUUAUAUAAUGCAAAUGCUACAUGGAAUGAGGAUAAAAUGUUAAAUACA